GGAGUCCUCCGUCACCUGUCCGCGCAGCGCCCCGCUCCUCAUUCACAUGUAAAUCAGAGCCCAUAAAUGCCCCUGGCUCCCUCUCCCCCUGCCUACAAUACCCGCCCGGCUCGUUAGCGCAGAGUGUUUGGAGCUCGCUUUUGUUCCAGCCUGAGCUCGCCGACCAUCUGCCCCCAUUGAGAGGAGCUGUAACGGCGGAGGAGGAGACCCUGUUCCACUGCUUCAGGAUCACAGUAAACAUGGCCCCGGCCUCUCGCAACAGCAGGAGCGGACCGGGCAGGAGCGAGGAGGACUGCUACAACAUCAGAGGAGACAGAAAGACGAGAAAGCCGCUGGUGGAGAAAAAGCGGAGAGCCCGCAUCAACGAAAGUUUACAGGAGCUCAGGAUCCUGCUAGCGGACUCGGACGCUCAAACCAAGAUGGAGAACGCAGAGGUGCUGGAAAUGACUGUUAAACGUGUGGAGAGUAUCCUACAGAACAGAGCUAAAGCAGCUGACAGCAUGAACCGAGAGGCCAGCGAGCGCUUUGCUGCAGGCUACAUCCAGUGCAUGCACGAGGUCCAUACGUUCGUGUCCAGCUGUCCAGGCAUCGAUGCGGCCGUGGCGGCAGACUUGCUGAACCACCUGCUGGAGUGCAUGCCCCUGAAUAGUGAGGAGCGUUUCCAGGAUGUGCUUACUGAUCUGCUGUCCGAGCCCGGUCACUAUGGCCUUUGGCACAGCGAGUCCCCCAGAGAAAUCACCUGCAGUGAUUCAGAGAGUGGAGGAAGCUCAUCUGACCUGUCCUUGUCACCCUCUGGGACAUCCAGUGAUGACCUGAGCUCGGACGGAGAGGACACCGCGAGCGAGCAUGGCCAAGGGGCAUCUGAUAAUCAAGAUGUUCGAGACCUGCCCAUCAGCUUCUGCUCCAAGUCCAUGUGGAGACCUUGGUAAACUUGGAGGAGCCCUGCACCAACACUGGACUGUGGGGGGAGCAUGCAUAGGCUUCAACACAAGGCUGUAUGGAGGCCAGUUUUUCUCACCUUCAGUCCUGCACAAAGCAGUGAACCACAAUCAUUGAGACAUCUGGGCCAACUGAAAGAGGACUAAGGAGAGUUCCUAUCAGCUAUUGGAUAAUCAUUACUGGUAGUUAUUACUAGUUGACAUCUGUAGCAUUUGAUUGAUUAUCAUGGACCGUCAUUUUAAAGCCUAUUCCUGUACUUUUUAAAAUAACAGAAAACUUCACACACAGUGGCCACUGGAUUAAGCUUCUACUUAUCUUAGACCCAAUUCCUUUUUAAUCAGGCAUGUUGGCUCAAAACAGGAAACUGCACAGUGCAGCUGGUACCUUCAGGACUGAAGAUGGGAUAACACUAGUGUAGACUAUGCCACUGGGCAGUAGACUGUGUGAGUAGACUAUAGCACCGAGCCGUAGGCCAUGUGUGUAGUCUAUAACACUGUUAUUCAACAUGCACCGAUAUUCAAGCUUAGCCGUGGACCUUUGGACAUGUCCAGGCCUCUGAGAUUGUAGCUGGGGCUGAGAAAUUUCUGUAAUAGUUGUGUUGUAUUAUAAAAAGCUCUUCUUGGUGUAGCAACCGCAUUUCAGCUCAAUAACACAGAAUAUUUUGUUUUGUUUUUUAUAUAUAUCAGCAUAUUUAAAAGUUUUGUAUAAGCUAAAUUAAGAUGACACUGUCAUGACUGGUAUUUCUAGGAAGUGCUUAUCUGAUUCUUAUUAUUGUAGAGGAGAAUGUAAAUAUUUCAUUGUUGUUGCUGUAGAUAUUGAUGAAGUGUCAGUUGUUUCAUUCAUUAAAAAUAAUAAUCAAUAAUAAAAUCAGUAAUUAAUCAGA
This is a messenger RNA of Astyanax mexicanus (Mexican tetra), 1822 nucleotides long. It is a transcript of the gene hes6, whose product is annotated as hes family bHLH transcription factor 6. Gene Ontology annotation, molecular function: protein dimerization activity; DNA-binding transcription factor activity, RNA polymerase II-specific; RNA polymerase II cis-regulatory region sequence-specific DNA binding. The record is from RefSeq and is a predicted model, not a curated record. NCBI's taxonomy places the organism in Eukaryota, Metazoa, Chordata, Actinopteri, Characiformes, Acestrorhamphidae. Gene Ontology annotation, cellular component: nucleus. Gene Ontology annotation, biological process: anterior/posterior pattern specification; regulation of transcription by RNA polymerase II; regulation of neurogenesis. Bases 240 to 929 code for a protein of 229 amino acids. The transcript is spliced from 4 exons.